Messenger RNA from Argentina anserina (silverweed cinquefoil), 859 nucleotides. Its product is annotated as probable glutathione S-transferase. Gene Ontology annotation, biological process: glutathione metabolic process. Gene Ontology annotation, molecular function: glutathione transferase activity. Gene Ontology annotation, cellular component: cytoplasm. NCBI's taxonomy places the organism in Eukaryota, Viridiplantae, Streptophyta, Magnoliopsida, Rosales, Rosaceae. The coding region runs from base 22 to 711 and encodes 229 amino acids. The transcript has 2 exons. The record is from RefSeq and is a predicted model, not a curated record.
AUAACUAAGUAGAGUAAGAAAAUGUACAGAAGGAAGAAGCAUAUGGAGGAAGUGAAGGUGAUAGGAUUUUGGUCAAGUCCAUAUGUUUACAGGAUUACAUGGGCUCUGAAACUCAAGGCAGUCGCUUAUGAAUAUCAAGAAGAGGACAUUUUCAACAAGAGUGAUUUGCUUCUUCAGUACAACCCAAUGCACAAAAAGGUUCCAGUUUUUGUUCAUGGUGGAAAUCUAAUUGUAGAGUCGGGUAUUAUUAUGGAGUACAUAGAUGAGACCUGGCCGCAGAACCCUCUGGUUCCAACAGACCCUCACACAAGGGCUGCCGCUCGAUUUUGGACAAAGUUUGUAGAUGACAAGAUGCAGAACUUAAUCGGAUUCUACAAAAGAGCUGGAGAAGAGCAAAUUAAGGCAGUGAAAGAAGCCCGGGAGUGUCUCAAAAUCUUGGAGAACCAUGGCCCUGAGGAGAAGAGGUUCUUUGAUGGUGACAAGAUUGGAAUGACAGACUUAUCCAUGGGAUGGCUUGCAUUCUGGCUUGAGCCAAUGGAAGUAGAAGCUGGUGUACAAGUUCUGGAGGCCAAUAUCUUCCCUCGCUUGCACGCAUGGAUUAGAAAUUUCAAAGAGGAUCCUGUGAUUAAAGAAAAUCAUCCUGACCAAACUCGGCUGAUAGCCUAUUUCAAGCAGCUAAGGGAGAAGUUUACCAAGCCCGUGACUCAGUGAGGCAGUGACUACUUGAACUCCUAGUCAUAAUUUCAAACGACAACGCAUGUACCCUACGUAACCAAUAAGAGAACCAAUAAACAAGGAAUGUAUUCACUGAUAUAUUUCAAUAAUGCAUCAAAUACAGUUGUUACUGAAUUGAAAAGGC